AUGACAGACCCUCAACCGUACACCAUCUCCGUUGCUGAUGAUGCCCUCAAAGAUCUGCAGCAACGUCUAGCUUUGGCACGGUUGCCCACCCAGCUUGAGUCUGAUGAGCAGAAUCUUUGGGACUUUGGAACACCAGUCAAGGAAAUCCAGCGCCUUGUGGAGCAUUGGAAAAAUGGCUUCGACUGGCGUAAAGCGGAAGCAAAAUUGAAUGAAGUACCACAAUAUCAAACACAGGUCGAUGUGGAUGGAUUUGGUACUUUGGAUAUCCACUACGUUCAUCAAAUCAACACCAACAAGGCGGCAAUUCCCCUCUUAUUCAUCCAUGGAUGGCCUGGAUCCUUCAUGGAAGUCUUGAAACUCCUCCCUCUGCUGAAAGGGGAUGAAAGCAACCCCGGCUUCCACAUUGUAGCGCCAUCGCUACCCAAUUUUGGAUUCUCCUCCGGCGUCACUCGACGUGGAUUUGGACUCGCACAGUAUGCCGAAGCUCUAAACAAGCUCAUGAUCAAACUUGGCUAUGACAAAUACGUCACUCAAGGAGGUGACUGGGGAUUCUGGAUCACCAGAUUCAUUGGACAUCUAUAUCCAGAGCACUGUCAAGCAUCCCACAUCAACAGCGUGCUCGCCAGACCCCCCAAAUUCGCCAUUAACCCCUUACUGGCAAUACAGCACACACUAGUCCCAUACAAAGAACGAGAAAAGAAAGGUCUCGAGCGCUCCAAAUGGUUCGAUACCGAGGGCUUCGGAUACAACAAAUUACAAAGCACCAAACCGCAAACCAUCGGCAUAGCACUGCAUGACAGUCCUGUCGCACUACUAUCAUGGAUCUACGAAAAGCUUCACGAUUGGACAGACUCGUAUCCAUGGACAGACGAUGAGAUCUUGACUUGGGUUUCGAUUUACUGGUUCUCUACCGCGGGACCGGCGGCGAGCGUCCGCAUCUACUACGAGUCCAUACAUGCUGGUCCGACUAAGGGUAAGUCGCUCGAGGAUUUGCUGGGGCAUAUCCCGGUAAAGCUUGGGGUUGCACACCUUCCGCGUGAGAUUAGUGUUGUGCCUAGUACCUGGGCGGGUGUGUUAGGGCCGUUGGUCUGGGAGAGUGAACAUGCCAACGGUGGGCACUUUGCUGCCUGGGAAGUUCCCCAGGUUAUUGUCGAUGAUUUACGGGGCAUGUUUAAGAAAGGUGGUCCUUGUUAUCCGGCUGUUGCUGGCAAUGAGGGGUACUAA
Molecule: messenger RNA, 1224 nt
Organism: Penicillium brevicompactum
Lineage: Eukaryota; Fungi; Ascomycota; Eurotiomycetes; Eurotiales; Aspergillaceae
Product: epoxide hydrolase family protein
Exons: 4
Coding region: 1-1224 (407 amino acids)
Biological process (GO): epoxide metabolic process
Molecular function (GO): epoxide hydrolase activity
Source: RefSeq, a predicted model, not a curated record